AUGUGCAACCUAAAGCUGUCAGUUUUCUUCAUUGCACUUUCUGUCACUCUGAGCUGUUUGGAAUCUACACCUAUCGAGAGACUACUGUCUGUGGCCGAUGAUCUAUCUGAUGGUACUUCCAAGAGACAAGGAUGGAUGUUGCCUGUAUUGUCACAGAAUACACUCUCAGGACUUAGUGAGGAAAUGCCAGAACAACCAUCAGCAAAGACAAAAAGCCCCCGGCUGGCGAGGAGGAGGUGCGGCACGGCCACCUGCGUGACCCAGCGCCUGGCCGCGUUCCUGGCGCGCUCCGGCGGCAGCGCCGGCGCCGCCCGCCCGCCCACGGCCGUGGGCCCGGCCAGCUACGGCAGGCGGCGGGCGGCGGGCCGGGCCUAG
Molecule: messenger RNA, 375 nt
Organism: Oenanthe melanoleuca
Lineage: Eukaryota; Metazoa; Chordata; Aves; Passeriformes; Muscicapidae
Gene: IAPP
Product: islet amyloid polypeptide
Exons: 3
Coding region: 1-375 (124 amino acids)
Cellular component (GO): extracellular region
Molecular function (GO): hormone activity
Source: RefSeq, a predicted model, not a curated record